Molecule: messenger RNA, 315 nt
Organism: Colletotrichum truncatum
Lineage: Eukaryota; Fungi; Ascomycota; Sordariomycetes; Glomerellales; Glomerellaceae
Source: RefSeq, a predicted model, not a curated record
AUGCCCAUCUUGUACCUCGCAUCCUAUCUCGAAAGUCCCAGUGGAGCCAAAUGUGCCGCGAGAACUGACGAAGAGGACUUGAUACCCGCGCGCCGCGAAAAUACGGGCGUUGAUCAGGGAAAAGAAGAAAGCGCGCCCGUAGGGUCCUCUUACAAGAAUGGUACCCAGAGGAUCUCGACUAGGUCGGUAAAGGUCGCAAGCAAGGACGGCACCAUCAGGAAGAGGGAUCUUGAGAGGUUGAGUGGUGUAUCCACCCGCUUCGGAGGGCAGGCCGAGGGCCCACCCUACGGCCCGGUCCAGCAAGGCGGCCCAUAA